GUCCAUACAGCUUCCUUUCCAUUUCGCAGAGGGUAGCGCCAUGAAGUUGAACAUUGCCAACCCAGCCACUGGCUGCCAAAAGUUGAUCGAGAUUGACGAUGAACGUCGUCUCCGCGGUUUCUAUGACAAGCGUAUGUCCCAGGAAGUCUCUGGUGAUGCUCUCGGUGACGAGUUCAAGGGAUACGUUUUCCGUAUCUCCGGUGGUAACGACAAGCAGGGUUUCCCUAUGAAGCAGGGUGUCCUCUUGCCUUACCGUGUCCGUCUCCUCUUGAGCAAGGGUCACUCUUGCUACCGUCCUCGCCGCACCGGUGAGCGCAAGAGAAAGUCUGUUCGUGGUUGCAUCGUCGGCUCUGACCUCGCCGUUCUCUCGCUCGUCGUUGUCAAGCAGGGUGAGCAGGACAUCCCCGGUCUUACCGAUGUCACCGUCCCCAAGCGUCUCGGUCCCAAGCGUGCCUCUAAGAUCCGCAAGUUCUUUAACUUGAGCAAGGAGGACGAUGUCCGUAAGUACGUCAUUCGUCGUGAGGUCCAGCCCAAGAACGCCGAGAAGAAGACCUACACCAAGGCCCCCAAGAUCCAGCGUCUUGUCACCCCCCUCACUCUCCAGCGCAAGAGACACAGAACCGCCAUCAAGCGCAGAAGAGCAGAGUCCUCCCGCGAGGCCGAGGCCGAGUACAAGCAAUUGUUGGCCAAGCGCGUCAAGGAGACCAAGGAUCGCAAGAUCGCCAGACGCAGAACCUCUUCUAUCCAGAAGUCUGCUUCCGCUUAAUUGCCCUUCUUCCAACUCCAUUGUGCCACCCCUGACGUUUGUAUUUUAAUAAAAAUGUUUUGGAUCAUAUCAUUUUCAAGAUU
Molecule: messenger RNA, 849 nt
Organism: Phycomyces blakesleeanus NRRL 1555(-)
Lineage: Eukaryota; Fungi; Mucoromycota; Mucoromycetes; Mucorales; Phycomycetaceae
Exons: 4
Coding region: 41-766 (241 amino acids)
Biological process (GO): translation
Cellular component (GO): ribosome
Molecular function (GO): structural constituent of ribosome
Source: RefSeq, a predicted model, not a curated record